GAUCAGUUCAGUGCUAAUGCAUUGAAAAGACUCGAUCGCGUAUUUGUAAAAAUAUAUAGAAAUCAUGUCGACAGCCGAGCCAGAAAUGAUAACUUCAGCGGUUUCAGCCGCUGCAACCGCUGGGUUAUCGGCAAGUUCUGUUUUUCUCUCUCUCUUGAUACCUGCCCUGGUCCUGUACUACAUCUACUUCAGGAUUUCCAACCGUCAUUUGUACGAGCUAGGCAACAAGUUACCAGGCCCUGACGGCCUACCGAUCCUUGGAAACGCAUUGAUGCUCAGAGGAAGUGCCGACACCGUCUUUCGCACCAUAUAUAGAAAAUCUUUCGAAUACGACCAGAUCAUCAGAUUGUGGAUGGGACCGAAGCUGAUAGUCUUCCUGAUGGAUCCGCGCGACGUCGAGAUCAUUUUGUCCAGCCAGGUUUACAUCGACAAAUCCGUCGAAUAUAGGUACUUCGAGCCCUGGCUCGGCAACGGCCUCCUUAUCUCCACCGGUUCAAAAUGGCGUGCUCAUCGCAAACUGAUCGCGCCGACAUUCCACUUGAACGUGCUGAAAAGCUUCAUCGAUCUUUUCAAUGCCAAUUCGCGCGCCGUCGUGGAGAAGUUGCGUAAGGAGGGCGACAAUGAAUUCGACAUUCAUGACUACAUGUCCGAAUGCACCGUCGAGAUCCUUCUCGAGACUGCUAUGGGUGUCUCUAAGUCCACGCAGGACCAAAGCGGCUUGGAAUACGCUCUCGCCGUGAUGAAAAUGUCGAACAUUCUACAUAUGCGCCAUAUGAAAUUCUGGCUCAGAGCUGACUGGCUGUUCAAUCUCACGAGAUAUGGAAAAGAUCAAAUUCGUUUAUUGGAGAUCAUCCACGGGCUCACGAAGAAAGUCAUCGCGCGUAAGAAGCAAGAAUACAAGAGCGGUAAACGCAAUAUCAUCGAUGUCUCUGCACAAAAUGGCGGUGUCAAAAAUGGCAAUGUUCAAGAUAAAGACGCUUCUGUGGAGGGUCUGUCCUUUGGACAAGCGGCUGGUCUGAAAGAUGAUCUUGAUGUGGAAGAAAAUGACGUUGGCGGGAAGAAGAGACAAGCUUUUCUCGAUCUGCUGAUGGAAGCUGGUCAGAAGGGUUCUGUUCUCACGGAAACCGAGGUCAAGGAGCAAGUUGACACUAUCAUGUUUGAAGGACACGAUACGACCGCGGCUGCAUCUAGCUUCUUCUUAUCAGUGAUGGGUUGCCAUCCAGACAUUCAAGAGAAAGUUAUUCAAGAACUUGACGAAAUCUUCGGCGACAGCGACAGACCCGUGACAUUCCAGGAUACGUUGGAAAUGAAAUAUCUCGAGCGAUGUCUCAUGGAGACUCUUCGCCUGUAUCCACCCGUGCCACUUAUCGCUCGUACAAUCAAUACCGACUUGAAACUUGCAUCGGGAGACUACACGGUCCCAGGCGGAUGCACAGUUGUGGUGACGACCUUUAAGAUGCACCGACAGCCGCAUAUCUAUCCGAACCCGGAAGUUUUCGAUCCCGACAAUUUCUUACCCGAGAAGACCGCCAAUCGACAUUACUAUGCCUUUGUACCGUUCUCUGCCGGACCGCGUUCUUGCGUGGGUCGUAAAUACGCUAUGCUCAAGCUGAAGAUCAUUCUGUCCACAGUCUUGAGGAAUUUCCGUGUCAAGUCAGACAUCAAAGAAUCUGACUUCCGGCUUCAGGCCGAUAUCAUUCUCAAGCGAGCCGAGGGCUUUAAGAUCAGAAUGGAACCGAGGAAACCAGCGGCCGCCACCGCUUAAAGAGCGUUUUCGCUUGCGUAGUUAAUGGUAGAAAGUAGCAGUAUAAUGAGAAGAGGCGGAGUUUGCGAAUUUCGAUUAAAGAGAAGAACGCAUUCAAAAAGACGCAAAAAAAGAAAAAAAAAAAUCCGCAUCUCGCAUGUGUAGAUUGCGUGCGCAAAUUGCAUAUAUGUAUAUAUGAACAUGCAUGUAUAUUAUUGAUCUGUGGUCGUUAACCGUUAUGACAUUUAUCGCUUUUGAGUUUUGAUAUUUAUCUCUCGCAAUAAAAUGCAGUGUACGCGCUACGAAA
This is a messenger RNA of Cataglyphis hispanica, 2051 nucleotides long. RefSeq names its product cytochrome P450 4g15 (gene Cyp4g15). The transcript has 8 exons. The record is from RefSeq and is a predicted model, not a curated record. Gene Ontology annotation, molecular function: heme binding; iron ion binding; oxidoreductase activity, acting on paired donors, with incorporation or reduction of molecular oxygen. Lineage: Eukaryota; Metazoa; Arthropoda; Insecta; Hymenoptera; Formicidae. The coding region runs from base 65 to 1765 and encodes 566 amino acids.